AGACAGUUUCGACACUUUGCAAAGACAAAGAGCCCUAGACCGGAGGGAGGAGGAGGAGGAAGAAGAGCGGAGAGAGAAGGAAGAGGCGAUGUGAGCUGGGAAGGGGGCAAGUGUCCGGGACACCCACACCCCUGUAUUCUCCUCCGAACCCCUUCAUGCCCAAAUCCCGGAAACUCCAGCGUGUCUCCAGCCGUGUUGGUACCAUUUUCAGAUUUCAUCUUCCUAAACUGGAAAUGUCAAUGAGAGGAAAUUAACACCCCCAAGAGCUGCAGUGAGCAAAUGCAUUGAGCUUGGGUCAGGACAAUUCCAUUUGGGGACCAGAGAUGGACGGUCACUCAGCCUAUGGAGGCAGACCCAGAAGGCACUGCAGGACUUCAGAGAGCAAAGAGGGAAGUCAAGGAACCUUAUCCUGUGGUUUCCUCUACUGAUGAGUGGUGGAGUUGAGAAUGUCCAUCUUUCCCCAACAGCAUGGUAGCACACUCAUUUCUCUUCCCUACUGUCACCUGGCAUCUGAUUCAAACACCAAAUUACUUGGACUCCAGAGUCUAGAACACGUUUCUUAUGUGGAAUUCUUGGAUUUCUGUCUUUCCUUCCUGCUGCCUAUAAUCUUCUGAGGCUCCCAAAUGUCUCUGGGUCAAGGACUAACUUGUAGGCCUGGGUUUUGAGGUCCCUCUGCAGUUUGCCAAGUUUCUUUAUUUUUAUUUUUAUUUAUUAUUUAUUUAUUUAUUUAUAUAUUUAUUUUUUAGUAGAGACAGGGUUUCACCGUGUUCGCCAGGAUGGUCUCCAUCUCCUGACCUUGUGAUCCACCCACCUCGGCCUCCCAAAGUGUUGGGAUUGUAGGCGUGAGCCACCACACCCAGCCCAGCUUUUUUUUUCUUUUUUUUGGGACAAAGUCUCACUCUUGUCCCCCAAGCUGGAGUGCAAUGGCACGAUCUCGGCUUACUGCAACCUCCGCCUCCCAGAUUCAAGCAAUUCUCCUGCCUCAGCCUCCUGAGUAGCUGGGAUUACAGGUGCGUACCACCACGCCCGGCUAAUUUUUGUAUUUUAAGUAGAAACGGGGUUUCACCAUGUUGGCCAGGCUGGUCUCGAACUCCUGACCUCUGGUGAUCUGCCCACCUCUGCCUCCCAAAGUGUUGGGAUUACAGGCGUGAGCCACCGUGCCCAGCCGCAGUUUGCCAAGUUUCUUCCAACCAAUCCUAUCUUUCAAGGUUGCCCAUCACCAUCUCCCACUGUAAUACAAAGGAGAUCUGCCAUUUAUUUGCUUAAUACCUAAAAAUAUUUGCUCUUAUUUAGGGAGCCCUUGCCACAUGCCCAAGCUGGGCAGAUCGCUUUGUACGUGUUGUCUUGUGUGAGCCUCACAAGGACCCCAUCAGGUCAGUCCUGUUGUUCUCAUCUUACAGAUGAAAAAUUGGAACUCAGUGAGGUAUAAUAACCUAUUCAAAGUCUCAAAGCCAGUGAGGAAUAGAACAAGGGUUAAUGCAAGUCAGUCUGGCCCAGAACCUGUGCUCUCUACUUCUCGGUCAGCACUCUCCAAUAGAACUUUCCUGAUGAUGGAAAUGCUCUAUGUCGGUACUGCCCAGGUCAGUAGCUGCUAGCCACAUGAGACUGUUAAGCACUUGAAAUUGAGCUGGUGCAACGGAGGAACUGUUCUUUAAAUUUUAUUCUAUUUUAAUUCAGUUAAUUUAAUUAGUGGCAUUAAUUAGUUAAUUAAUGAGUGCAACUGAGGACUUGUAUUUUAAAUUUAAAAUAUAAGUUUAAUUAGAAAUAGCAGGUGAGUGCAGUGGCUCACGCCUGUAAUUCCAGCACUUUGGGAGGCCGAGGUGGGUGGAUUGUGGGGUCAGGAGUUCGAGACUAGCCUGGCCAAUAUAGUGAAACCCUGUCUCCACUAAAAAUACAAAAAUUAGCCAGGCAUGGUGGCACACACCUGUAAUCCCAGCUACUCAGGAGACUGAGGCAGGAGACUCGCUUGAACCCAGGAGGUGGAGAUUGCAGUGAGCCAAGAUUGCACCACCGCACUCCACCCUGGGCGACAAGAGUGAAACUUCGUCUCAAAAAAAAAAAGAAAAGAAAAGAAAGAAAAGAAAUAGCCACGUGAGGCUAGUAGAUAUAAAGAACUGUGACAGACCUGAGAUGUCAACCUAUUUGCAAGCCAACAAAUUAGCUCGUUGGCAGAUGCUGACAAAAGAUAGCAGCUUCCUGGAUCAGAGCCAAAAGACUUUACUCCAGCACGGCAGGCAGCCUUAAGUUUCAUGUUUACAUCAUUUCUACUUGUACCCCAAGACCCACGGGCUUGCUUCAUAGAUGAGGAACCACAAUCUUUUAUUAUAAUGGGCUGCAAGUGAACCUACUCAACUUCUCUCUUGGAGGGAGGCAUUAUCUUUAUGAUACUGGAGAGUAAGCACACCUGAGCCCUGCUCUGGAAGGAGACACUAUCUCUAUGUUCCAGGCUCUGUGCCUCCUUAAAAAGGUAGUUCAGAAAAGAAGGCUGUCAGUGCUUCUGCUUGCAAGACACACAGAAGUGCAAGAGACCCAUGAAGAAUUGUCUGUCAACCAUGGAUCCUGCAUUGGAUACUGCAACUCCAAAUUGUCUGCAGUGCCUGUUCUGGGAUGUUUCACAUGUACUACAUCAUUGACCACCCCCAGGUGUCUGCAGAGUUAGCCCGUCUUUUCUGUUUAGCAGAUGAAGAAACUGAGGCUCACUCUCACCCAACUUCCUGAACUUCGAGAUCGUGGAUUCUCCUCCCCAUUACCAACUCUUUCUACUUCCCCCUAGAUCCCCCGAAAAAACAAAAAUCUGGAAUGUUUGUCCUCCUCACUCCUUUUCAAAACUUUACCCUCCAAGACUAGAAUUCCUUUUCUCUUCUGCCUUGUCAUCUUCUUCCCAUUUUCCAGAAGAGUUGCCAGUCUGACCUCCUCUCCGAAGCCUUCCCUGCCCAGCCCAACCUAUGCUGAAUUCCCCUGUCUCUUCUCGACCAUAGAAGGUCCUAUCUCAUACUCUUGAGUGGAAGCUCUUGAGGGCAGAGCCUGUACCUUCCUGUGGCCACUCUCCCCCAGCAUGGCCUAUCUCAGGACUUGGGGGAAAAACAAACUAACAAAUAAGGACUCAAAAAACCAAACCAGAAACAAGCAGCUAUUAUUUUAUGCCUGGGAUUGACUUCCCACUUCACUACCCACUUUCAGUUCCAGGCCCCAGGCAGUGGGUGAAUGGGCUUGAUUCUUUCCCAGAAACGGGAGAUGUUUUGAAAUGACUCAAAGAAAAGCUGAUUGGAUUGGAUUGAGUUUUGGUAAAUCCACCCACAAGAGCAGAGAAACUUGACAUUUGCCUUCCAAGCCAGCAAAAGGGAUGAAUCUCAUUUCCUUCUAACUGAGCAGGAGGCCCAGCGAUGGAAUGAUGACUGAGCAGGUCUCAGGAGACUGGGUUCUAGUCCAAGUUCUGAGGCUGGCUGGCUCCAUGACCUUGGGGAAGGCACUGCCCUUUUCCAGGCCUUAGUUUCUCAUCUAUGAUGCAGGACUGGAGGAGGGGGAGAGGAGUCAGACUCUCCAGAUGCCCUCCCUCCCCACCUUCCAUGCUGGGCUUCAGUGAUCCUCCAGGCUGGGAAAGCCCAGCCUUCACAGGAACCCAGUGAAGUUCUGCUCCUCCCAGCCUCCUUUCUGCCACCUCCCUGAGCAGGACCAGCCUCCCCUCCUCUCCAUGUACAGUGUAGACAUCCCACACUGCCUGGCUGAGGGAGCACCUACUGUAAGGCUGUGCUGAAAGAGCAGCACUUGAUUCUAAUCCAGACUCCUCUAUCUUCAGCCCUAAUGCAUCACCUCAUCGUAAACAUAAUUCACAGUGCUGCCAUCUCUGCCUUUCAAGAUGAAGAAACUGAGGUUCAGAGAGGUUAAGAGACUCCACUGAGGUCACACAGCCGAUGACAGACAACCUUCUGUGCCUUCAUCAAGCUGGUUGUGUACCCACCAUGUCCCUGGCGACAGGAUGGGAAAGAAAAAGCCCUAAUUAAGGAUCGUCAGAAACCACAGUUGGAGGAGGACGGCAGAGACAGUUUCCCUCCCCGCUAUACCAACACCCUUCCUUCGAGGUCCUCGCUCCUGAGGGACCCUGGACUGUCACAGAGAUUAAUGACCCCUUAUCUUCUUUGGAUGUGAAAGGAAAUCACUGGUUAAAGCUUGAUCGAGAGACAUUAUCAGCUCUUUAAGGAUUGCAGAAGAAUAGGCUACUUUAUUUUCUGAAAAGGUAAAUAUAUGCAAGCAAAGCCAACAUGCCACGAAUGGCGUUGGUCUACCACACAGCCGUGUCUGGGACACAGUUGGGGGUCAUCCCCCAGCAGGAGUGAAGUCGAGCUUAGCGGCCCUUGUGUCCUCCCUUGGAAUUCCUGCCAUCCCUUUUGAUUGAGCCUCCACCUCUGGGAUUUUUCUUCCAUUUUUCUCCUCUCUUAGGAGGGAGUUCCUGCUACCCAUCGUGGGAGGCCACCAUCAGGACUGCGAAGAUGGUGACCCUGCGGAAGAGGACCCUGAAAGUGCUCACCUUCCUCGUGCUCUUCAUCUUCCUCACCUCCUUCUUCCUGAACUACUCCCACACCAUGGUGGCCACCACCUGGUUCCCCAAGCAGAUGGUCCUGGAGCUCUCCGAGAACCUGAAGAGACUGAUCAAGCACAGGCCUUGCACCUGCACCCACUGCAUCGGGCAGCGCAAGCUCUCGGCCUGGUUCGAUGAGAGGUUCAACCAGACCAUGCAGCCGCUGCUGACCGCCCAGAACGCGCUCUUGGAGGACGACACCUACCGAUGGUGGCUGAGGCUCCAGCGGGAGAAGAAGCCCAAUAACUUGAAUGACACCAUCAAGGAGCUGUUCAGAGUGGUGCCUGGGAAUGUGGACCCUAUGCUGGAGAAGAGGUCGGUGGGCUGCCGGCGCUGCGCCGUUGUGGGCAACUCGGGCAACCUGAGGGAGUCUUCUUAUGGGCCUGAGAUAGACAGUCACGACUUUGUCCUCAGGAUGAACAAGGCGCCCACGGCAGGGUUUGAAGCUGAUGUUGGGACCAAGACCACCCACCAUCUGGUGUACCCUGAGAGCUUCCGGGAGCUGGGAGAUAAUGUCAGCAUGAUCCUGGUGCCCUUCAAGACCAUCGACUUGGAGUGGGUGGUGAGCGCCAUCACCACGGGCACCAUUUCCCACACCUACAUCCCGGUUCCUGCAAAGAUCAGAGUGAAACAGGAUAAGAUCCUGAUCUACCACCCAGCCUUCAUCAAGUAUGUCUUUGACAACUGGCUGCAAGGGCACGGGCGAUACCCAUCUACCGGCAUCCUCUCGGUCAUCUUCUCAAUGCAUGUCUGCGAUGAGGUGGACUUGUACGGCUUCGGGGCAGACAGCAAAGGGAACUGGCACCACUACUGGGAGAACAACCCAUCCGCGGGGGCUUUUCGCAAGACGGGGGUGCACGAUGCAGACUUUGAGUCUAACGUGACGGCCACCUUGGCCUCCAUCAAUAAAAUCCGGAUCUUCAAGGGGAGAUGACGCAGUGAAGGGCUGAGGAUGGACGCACUGUCACACCUCUGCAUUUCCAGCCCCAGCAUCUUGCUGGAGCCGUUCCAUCCCGGAGCUUGGAGGGGCAGCCUCAGGUGUGUGCCUGGGCACCGCUCACAGCCUCUUGCACCCAGCCGUUGGCAGCAUCUACUCAGCAAGGUCACUAAGCUCUGCCAGCGUGGCAGAGCAUGUCUUGGAACCUGUCUUGAGUGGGGACAACGUCCCCCCACUGCUGCCCUAGAGCUGGGGAGACGCUGGGAAAGGUUCAACCUCCACACACUAAAAUCAUUUUGGCUCCUGGGGCAAGCUUGGGGAAUGAAUGUGGAAGAUGCCUAUAUUCUGAGAGACAGGACAGUUUCCCAGGAAGAUGGGCAGAGACUUGAGUGGCGAUUACCUCCAGCACAGAGACGUGCCAGGCGGUGUUGGCGCUCGGGGCGAGAUGCUGCCCUUCUUUGCACGAAGCCUGGCCUCUUGCUUGGCGUGAUAACCCUGUCAUCUUCCCAAAGCUCAUUUAUGAGCCACCAGAGGCUCCUACCCCAAAGAUUUUCACAGAAACUUGAGGCCAGGUGCCGUGGCUCACACCUGUAAUCUGAACACUUUGGGAGGCCGAGGCGGGAGGAUCACUUGAGCCCAGGAGUUCAAGACCAGCCUGGGCAACAUAGUGAGACUCCUGUCUCUACAAAAAUAAAAGAUUUAAAAAAAUUAGCCAGGCACGGUGGCACACACUUGUAGCCCCAGCUACUAGGGAGGCUGAGGAGGGAGGAUCUCUUGUGCCUAGGAGUUCGAGGCUGCAGUGGGCUGUGAUCACACCACUGCACUCCAGCCUGGGCAACAGAGUGAGACCCUGUCUCUGAAAAAAAAAAAAAAAGAAAAGAAAAAAAACCCCAAACUUGGCACCGUGUUUCUGACUCCUGCAGAUGCCUCUUCCCAAGCAGUUGUUCCUUUGAGUAGUCAGUCUCAUGGUUCUAAUCGUGGCGAGAGCGGAUCUGACCACUUCCAUGUGCCUUUGUAUUUGGGAAAGAAAAGCAUGCAUUGGCUGAAAUGAAACAAAAGCCCUUACUUGGGAAAAGGGACCCCCACCAGCGGCCCUGCUUGCUCCGUAGCUGGGAACAUCUUUUCUGGUUUCCUGAGCCAGCACCUGAAUUGCAACGAAGCUCUGAGGAUACUCAACACCACCCAGCAGUGCGUCAGAAUGGAACGUACAUUCUCAUUCUCAGACUGUUCAAUAUGGUGCCCGUAACCUCCAAAGCCACACAGGAGGCUGCCAGCAGCAUUUUCCCCAAGGGCCUGAGCUCAGGGUCAAGUCCCUGCUGGCCAUCUUGGGGCUGUCACUGGGGGUCUGGGUCAAGGACAUCCCAGGAAUGGUAACUGCCACAUACCUCAUCUUCUUACUCCCCAGCUACUCUCUUUUCCUCAUUAGCCUUCCUGAUUAUUUAUUGAUUUCUUUUUUUUAUUCAACUGACAUUGUUUGCACCCUGGCUCUGUUGGUGGUCCUGGUGUUUUAAUGAAGCUUGCCUCACCCAGUAGCUGGGAAAUUAGGUGGGGGUGCUUAAGGGAGGUUUGUAGGAGUCCUCGGACGUGGGAUAUUGGGGGUAUCUAGGGCUUGGAUGGUUUGUGGAAUGUCCUCAGCAUCCUCCCGUCCCAACCCAACCUUCCUUCUUCCUCAUUGUGGACUUGGAUUUAUUCUCAGGCUAGGAGUCUCCAAAACUCCGUGAAACCUUAUUGCUGCUGGGUGUGGAGUGGAGAGUGACAGGAAUGUGGGGGACGGUGAUUGUUGGCUCCAGUUACUAAUGUUUAAGCAGAAAAACCACUUUCUUGUUGAAAAUAUCCCUGAAAAGGUCGCUGCUGCUUUGAGGAGGCGUGACUUUUUCCUGGUGGAGUGUGACGGAGGCAUGGGGCCUGUGCUCCCAGGCUCGGGGGAGCCCCCUCUGCACACGGGGAGGGAGGAACUUGGGGACAUCAGUCAUGGGUCACAGGUGGCUUCAGGCCAUUCACAAGAGUCCCCGGAAGUUGCGUGCCAAGUUUGGUUUUUUCCCUGAAUCUCUGCAUAUGAGCAUUUUUCUGGAGAAAGGACCAUAGCUUUUAUUAGAUUCUCAAAGGUUCAGAAUGGGGAAUGUGUUAAACAAACCGAAAACCUGUUUCAGCUUUAAAAUCCUCCAAAACUUUAAAGACUUUUCUUUUUUCUGAGAAAGGCUGGUAAAUCACUGAGUCAUCAUUCAGAACAUACAGCCUCGAAGGGCAGAGCUCACACCCAUAUAUGACGUUAAGAGCUCAACAAAUGUUUGUUGAGUGACUGAGUGACCCCAGGGGCAGACUCCAGAUCAUCAGACACUGAUACAGAGAGCGAUGCUAUCUCCUCAACUCUCCCUCUUCUCCUAAAAGCUGAGUCUAUAUAGGGAUGACAGGCUCAGGCUGAGCAGUCGACUUCUCUGGGUUUUGCUGUGUAAGAAUAGGUCCCUCAACAUGAAGAUGUGUCUGCGUCUGAGCCAGAUGCUGCCUGGGUCGGUUGCCUGGCCUCCGUCUGGUCUCCCUCCCUCCUACUAGGGUGGUCAAGCUGUGAGAUCUCUUCCAGCCUCCAAAUCCAGCUUUCCCAUUUUACUGAUGAGAAAAUCAAGGCCACAUUGCAGCUGGGUGGGGAGUGGAGCGUGACAGGCACGGGAGAGGACAGCGAUUGUUGACUCUAGUUCCUGAUGUUUAAUCAGAAAAACCACUUUUCCUGUAGAGCACAUUUCCUAAAAGGCUGCUGCUGUGUAGGGAGGUGUGGCCUUUUCCUGGUGCAGUGUGAAGGAGGGAAGUGACGGGCAGUCGUGAACUGUCUGGGACAGAUAGCACAAGUCAGAGUUUGAGCAAAACUAGGGUGUUACCGGCGCUAUGUUGAAAUUGUCUGGAGGCGGGCUUUCCCAGCGAGUCUCCAUUCAGCAUCUGGAAAAAGUGUAACCAGAAUGGAGGUGUCUGACUCUCCUGUGCUCUCUCAGCGCCGAGCUCUAGCUGCAGGCUGCCUGGGUGGCCUUCUCACACCCUCCCGUGCAGGAGACUGCAUUUCUCUUUCCCACAGCCCAGCAGAUAGCUCAUUGGCUUAGCAAUGGGCACUUAACAGAAUCCAGUUGUUGCAGCCAGAAUUAAAUGCACCAGUCUGGCUUAAACCAACUGGAACUCAUCCCUGGGGUGAAGGUGGCUGGGAAUUAGACAAGAGUGUGUGUUAGCCAAAAGGCACAUGCAUGCUGUCAGCAGGAGAAUGAGGAGCACUGGUUCUGGGCAGGCAGUGGCAGGGGCUCCCUCAGGCCCCUGAUUCCCAGCCCACAGCUCUUUCUACUCUGCAGACAGAGUUCCUUGGAGACUGGCCCUGCAUUCAGGCAGGGAGCAGAGGGGUCCCUGCCUGCAGCACCCAGAGCUGAACCUGAAGCUACAAAGAUGGGCUGAUGAGGUGGCCCAUGAGGUGUCAGCAACAUCCCAACCCCCUGGGUCUCCCCAGUGAGUCAGGGCACUGAUUUGCUAUAGCUGGAGCUACAUGCACCUCUCCUCCCCUCAGCCACCUUUUAGGGGAGAAAGGAGGGCAGAUUUGUAACCUCUGGUUCUCUGCAGGGAUCCUGGGCUGGAAGAAAGUUCAUAAAUGGAUGAAUGCCUUUUAAAACUCCAGCUUUUCCAAGCAUCAUUCACCAAAGCAUUUGGUUAGGCUUAGAGAGAAAAGCUGGAUAUGAGAAAAUAGAAUGUAAAAUAGGAGGGAAAAAAAAAAAGAAGGUGGAGAGGGCAGUUAAGAUCUGGGUGAUUCUUUAGGGAAACGGCUGGUUGAGAGGCUUUGAUGGAAUCCCAUUCUCUGCUGUGGCCAGAAGGUGGUGCUAGAGGCCAGUCCCACUUGGAUGUGACCCUGGCCUCUGCCAGGAUUCAAACCACAAAGAACAUUUGGAACUGGGAUGUUUGCUUUGAAGCAGCCCGAAAACAAGUGAAAGGAAACCAAGAUAACUCUCUCUCCCUCCGCUGGCAAGGAUCAAAAAUACCUUGUGCAGGGAAGCCCGAGCCUCGAGGGGCCACUGCCCAGCUAAAGAUGACUGGACACCAGCCAUGCACCAUCAGGAACCAGCACCUGUCCUCACCCCUGAGAAGAGCCCCGGGGGUAUCAUUAUAUCCAUCGCAGACAUCUGGUUUGCAGCAAAUGUGGCUACACGCCAUCAGGAUUAUCCUGCCCUGUGGACUGGGCUAGCUAGUUUUGAGAUAGAGUCAACCUCCCCAUUUUUGUUUGUCAUGAAAACACCAGCUCCUGCACCCCUGGGGUGCUACCUGACACCUGUGCAAAGAAAAGGAGGAAAACUUAGAAGAAAAGGCAGAGACAGGCAAGACAGCAUCUCACAGCUUGUCAGGAUCAGGGCAUUACCGACUAUUUUUUCUUACCAAAAGAGCACUGAAUUUCCUAGGGGAAGGUGAGCCACCUUUACACCUCCUGUCCUCCCUCCCAGCCCGUCAAGCGAUCCCAUCACCCAGCCUCAUCACUCAGCUUCUUCCUAGUACAAAACUGCCAUCGGUUGUACGUCCUGAGCUGUGGGACGUCAGCUUUAACCCUAGCCUGUCUCAGGGCCUCGCCCUCCAGCCCCCCGCCCCUUAGGGUGAUCGUGGGUUUCUUCCCUUCCUCCUGCACAAUCGCUUCCCUUCACUGAAUUCCCUUCAAAGCCAAAGUUUCUUGAGCACUUUUUCUUGUGUGCAGUCUUGUGUGUUUGGGUGUUGGUGUUUUUAAAUUUGCUUUCUAUUCCCCCCUGCCUCUCUCCAUGUCGUUACGCAGCUGAGCACUGGUUGGGAUGCAUUCGAAUGACUUCAGCAAGAUCCUGCUUUCCUCAGCCCCCGCUCUGUUUUAUUUAUUGUUUAAUAUUUCCAAUGAUCCAAAUCAAAGUGAAUAAACAAAGAGCUAUUUUAUUGUU
Messenger RNA from Homo sapiens (human), 10426 nucleotides. It is a transcript of the gene ST3GAL1, whose product is annotated as ST3 beta-galactoside alpha-2,3-sialyltransferase 1. The record is from RefSeq and is a predicted model, not a curated record. The transcript is spliced from 10 exons. Gene Ontology annotation, biological process: memory B cell differentiation; glycoprotein biosynthetic process; ganglioside biosynthetic process. Gene Ontology annotation, cellular component: extracellular region; Golgi cisterna membrane; Golgi apparatus. Lineage: Eukaryota; Metazoa; Chordata; Mammalia; Primates; Hominidae. Bases 4488 to 5510 code for a protein of 340 amino acids. Gene Ontology annotation, molecular function: sialyltransferase activity; beta-galactoside (CMP) alpha-2,3-sialyltransferase activity; beta-D-galactosyl-(1->3)-N-acetyl-beta-D-galactosaminide alpha-2,3- sialyltransferase activity.